AUAAACGUAAAAUUGGCAUUGGUAAAAGGAAAUAGUUAGCUAGGUCAGACGGCAGAGCAUGAAGAUAACACCCUUUUUGUUCUUAUCUGCUUUUAUAUGCAUACUAUAUUCAACUGUUGAUGGUCAGCAAAGUCUUGCUUCAUCAUGUUGCGCUGCUACUCUAAGAUCGAGCGAAAAUAGAGCAUUACUAGAUACAAGCUAUCCUCUAGUAGUUGCUCCUGUUCAAUCAUUAAUAGUUACAUCAAUUAAGAUCCAAUUGUGCUCUCAAAGCCCAGUUUACGUACAAUUAUGGAGGAAGAAUACAUCGUCUACAGAGGAAUAUUAUAUUCUCGAUUGGCAAAGAAAGUUUCAAAAUAAUCAUACUAGUGGUUAUGCCGAGACACAUGAUAUACCUUCCCAGUUGCAACCAACAAUAACCCCCAAUCAUUAUUUGGGCCUUUAUACACCCGGUAGUCAAAAGAUACCAGUUAAGUACAUAAUGAAAGAGAACGGACCACAUUUGGUUUGGAGAGGAAAUGCUGCUGCCCCAGUUGCUGGAUACAAAACAAACAGAUCAUACUUGUUUGAUAACUUAAACUUUCCUAUCACAUUUAGUGCAGGAAUAAUGUUUUGCUCUAAUAAUAACUGCCCUAAUUUGGGAGCUGACGAACCACCAACUGUAAGGGUUAUUGCAGGACCUCCCGGUCCUCCUGGCCCGCCUGGUAAUAAUCUAGACAACGACGUUUGCCAAAAAGGCUUUAAGUGUGAGGUUAACGGUGAUUUGAAGAGAGAAUUUGAAAGAAUAAACUCAUUGUACGUCAAAUUAGCACAAGUUGUAAAUGAUAUUUAUUCUCAAGUUAGAAGUAUUGCUAAUCAGGAAAACGGUCAAGGAGUGUGUCCCGCUGGUUUUUUCCCAGGUUCGAGGACAGUUCCAUCUUGUUAUCAUAUCGUUAGACAAGCAAAAACGUUUGGCUCGGCUAUACUUAAUUGUGCAAGUUUAGGUGCCCGUUUGAUUGCGCUAAAUACUGCAAAAGAGGAUUCUUUCAUCGCAAACAAAAUUAAGGAUUUAGAUCCAUCGCAAACUCAAAAAUAUUGGACGUCUGCUAUGUUCAAUAUUCCAAGGAACUUUUGGGUUUGGUACGACGAGGAUACAACAAAUCCAAAUGAAAUAGUUCAUGAGAAUUGGGGACCGAACGAACCACCAAAUUUCAGAUCUACAAGAUCAUUUUCAAGAUUAUGUAUGAAAAUUGUUACAAAACCAGAUACUAGUUUUUGGGAAUCAGCAGAUUGUUCAGAUAGGGCAUACUCUAUAUGCGAAACAGAAAAAAUUUGCAGUUAAUCAAUUAUACUUAUGCUGUAUAAGUAUUUGUAGAAAAAAAAUAAUCCUCAUACCCUGUAGAUGUGGUUCUUUAUUUUUAUUAUAGCCAAACUUCUUAUCUGAGUAAGGAAAGAAUUUUUUCUUAAGUACCUUUUUUUUUAUUCUUGUUAUUAUUAGUAUUAACACCAAAAUAAAAAUAGGAUCAUUUCUCUUAUGUGUGCCAUUUUUAUGUUUUCACUUUACAAAACUUAUAGUCAUAAUCAAAAACAAAACUCUGCAUUGGGUACUGUCUUAAUUAUUAUUAUUAUUAUUAUUUCUCUUGUUUGUCAUUGUUACAAAGAAGAAGAAAAGGCCAUCAUUUUUAUAUUUGCACCCUGCAUAUCAACAAUAUAAAAUACAAACCGUCAAAGUUUCUUUACAUAAUAGGAUCAGUUAAAGUUUUAUUGUGAAAGUGAAUGUUUUAUAUGUAUCUUAUUAUUAAUAAACGAAUGGGAGUAAGUCAUCUAAAAACAAAUGUAGAAUGUUAAUGUAAAGAACAAUCUAUAGGAGUACAAACAUUUGUUAUCACAGACUUACGUAUUUUUACAACCUGAUCACAACAAUUAUUGACAAAAAUAAACUUUAUAAUUGAAUUUUCUCGUUUUUAAUUUAUUAUUUGUUUUUUUUUUAUAAAAAAAAAUAAGGAAAUACUAAAAACGUGGUAAGCACUCCAAUAUUCCAUAGUUGAUAACAAUUCACCUUUAGUUGUGUUUAUUGUCAAAUUUUUUUAUUAAAAAGUAUAUAAAGAUAGUAAGCUAUAGCAG
This is a messenger RNA of Dimorphilus gyrociliatus, 2100 nucleotides long. Lineage: Eukaryota; Metazoa; Annelida; Polychaeta; Dinophilidae. The record is from the annotation of a GenBank genome assembly.